GUAAUUUCCGUCGAGGGUUUACAGUUUCCUAUCCCCCCGCGCGCUCCCUCUUUUCCCGCCGCCACCAUCUGUUUCGCGCGCCGCAUCGUCGGCGACCUCGCCGCCGGUGAAGUCGCACACGACAAAUCAGGCCUUUUCCCACUAGGAUCCCCUCUCGUCGAGAGGCGUCGCCCUCCUCCUCUCCGUCUCGGCUUCUGCUUUCCGCACGCGUCGCCCAUCCACCGUGAGAGAUCGCCGGGGCGAGGCGAGGCUAGCCAUGGCGGCGCCCUUCGUCAACCGCAGCUCCUCCAUCGACGGUAACAGGUCUCCGGUGAGCGGCAGUGAUGCAACGCAGAGCGAGGGCGAUGACAGCACGCUGUACGGCGAGACACAGCCGCUGGACGAGGCUGAGACCCAGUUAGUAGAAGGGGUGGAUGAGGAAGAGGGUGUGGCUGCCGAUUGGGUGGAGACACAGUUGGUGGAGAGUGGUGAUGAGGAUGGAGGUGAUGAUGGUGAGCAAUUGAAGACGCGGUUGGAGGUGGAGCGUGAGGAAGAGGAUGAUGCUGGUGGCACGAAGGAUAAUGCCGGUGACUGGACUACAACCCAAUUGGUUGAAGAAUGUGUGGUGGAGGGAGCUAAUGGUGGUGUUGAUGACAUGUUGGAGACCCAAUUGGUUGAGGAAUCUGAGGAGGUGAGAAUAAAUGGAGGUAAUGAAGAGGGUUUCGGCGAGUGGGCGAAGACCCAGUUGGUUGAAGACUCUGAUGAAGAGAUAGAUUUCGGUGAGUGGGCAAAGACCCAGUUGGUUGAAGACUCUGAUGAAGAGAUAGGUGACAAUGAGUUGAGUGAGGGUACUCUAGUGUUAAGUGACAAUGAGGGCCUGUCAGACGAUGAGAGGGAUGCGAAGUCGGGAAUGGAGGGAAGUAUUGAGGGGGUGAAUGGCAGGGUUGAGAAGCAUGUUGAUAACAAGAAUUUGGUAGAUUCUGAUGCUUCAACAGAUGAAGAGGGUAACACAGGACACCUUCAGAUGAAAUUGACUUCUGUUCGUGUGGCAUCAGUACAAACAUGUGGACUUGCUGAAACUCGUAACACAAUUACUGUGAACAGUGUGCAUCAAGGGAAACAGGAGGCCUCGACCUAUGGAAAACAUCUCCUGCCGAAAAUUGCAGCCAACUCUACUUCCUGCAGCACCUCCUUCAGUGACCCCCCAGAUUGUGGGAUUGAUAAUGACUCCAAUGGUUAUGUACAGAACCAUGAUAAAGAUGGAAUUAGAAGCAGAGAUAGGUGCUCAACAGCAAAAAGGCUUUUUGCUGACAUGACAGGUGAGGAGGGUGAAAGCAACAGCAGAGGUUUUGCUGGAUUAAGCUAUAUUGGAUCACAGGAGCCUGGUGAUAAGUCACAAGAAAACGCUUUUGAACUGGUGGAUAGGUUGAUCUCAAUCAAUGGCAGAUUAUUAUCUCAAGAAGCAACACCAAAUAAAUUGGAAAUAGCAAAGCCACCUGUUUCAAAUAAGAGAGGGACUUUGAUAUUGGCUGAGAAGGUUGAACGAAGUAGAAGUUCCAUUGGGAAGGCAGAAAUAUUUGAAUGGCUGGAUAGCCGUGAAGAUGAUGGAGGAGGCGAUUUUUUCCGUAAAAACAAAGAUAUCUUGUUGAAGAAAUCGGCUGGUAGAGGAAAACCAAAGAGACAUUCUCUCGAGGCAAAAAAGUGUUCCACGAAAAUUGCAUCCGGAGUAAACAAAAUAGGAGAAUCUAAGAACAAAACAAAUUUCAAACUAUGUGGCGGGUUUGAAACUCUUCCUUUGUCAGAUUCAAGACUACUCAAAAGUGAUGUGAAGAGUAAGCGGGUUUCUGGAAACAGGACUAAGAAAAACCUUUUGAAGGACUUAGUUGAUCUAUCAAAUGCCAAAUCUUUGGAAGGACAACAGGAAAAGGCUGAUGUAGCUUUGCAUGAUGUUGGUCCAGACACUCAAAUAGCUGUUGAAGCUAUGGAAGUACUGGCACAAUGUUCACCUGCUAAAACUUUAUCAGCUAAAGGUCAACCUCUGUUGGAUAGAGAUAUGAUAGAUGAUGAAUCUACAAUAAUUAAAUGUAAUUCAAAGAGUGGUCCUCCUCAAAAGAGAACUAGCAGCAUCCAGGAAGGUGUCAUGACACGUUCUAAAAGAAGAAAAGUAAUUGAGUUGAACACCAAGCCUAAGAAAGAAAGACAUGGAGGAUUGAAGAUGCCAGAAAAUUCAGAACUUAUAGGGAAAAUAAAACGUAAGCAGACAAAGUGUGUACCAGAAAAGAGUAAAGUUUCAAAGAUGUUUCUUGAUGAAAAUAAGUACCAUGGCACACCUGUUGCACACCGCACUAGACACUGUAGUAGGAAUAGCGUUUGUGAAUAUACUGAUUUAUGUUCUAAUAAGCACCUGAGAGUUGGCAAGAAACUGACAGGUGACAGCCCCAUUAUUGGAGAAGUGCAAAAUAAUCAUAUUACAAAUGGCCCUGAGAAACCGAUGAUUAGUGAGAGAAAAACCAUAUCUGGUUUGAGUUAUUUUGAAAAAGAAAACACAGAGCAUACCUUCGCAAAUAAUUGUCAGGAUCUUGAGCAAUCUAGGGAUGGAAGCACACAACAUACCAGUGUAAAUAAUGUUCAGAACUUUGAACCACGCAGAGGUGAACCAACAAAUGAUGUUGCAUGCAGAGAUCCCCCGUCACACCCUAAACAGAGAAGAACACCCACAAGAAUGGUGCAGUCAAAUGCUACAGCAGUUACCCAAACUGCCGCAAAUCAUGAUGGGCCAAGACCACACAAGAAAAGGCGGGUUUUCGUCAGGAGCGUUUCUGAUCAGCUAAAGUAUGCAAAGAAAGAACCUUCCAAUGGAAGAUCAACUUCUUUGCUGUCCAAUAUUAUAGGAAAGUCAUUGGCUGCUUCUCCUAUACUUUAUCCUGUAAGAGUUGACAGCAGAACUUCUGAUUUCAGUAGCUCUGGACAGCGACUGAAGGAAUCCUCCCAUGUUGAGGAUACAAUCCAAUCACCAAAAAGCAACACUCAAAUUCAGAGUAGUUCCCUGAAUACACCUUCAAAAGUGGUUAAUGAAUUGUCACCUACUUUCAGUCCUGUGAAUCCAUCAAAAGCCUCAAAUAGAAGCUUGUCAAAACCUUCUGUUGUAAAAGAACUACUGAAACUAGAUCUUGAAAAUGUGCUAUCAAACCAACAACAAAAAGAUUCUAGAAGAAGGAAAGAUAUGUCCAGUUUCAGUAUUUUGUUCAGCCAUCAUUUGGAUGAGGAUGUGAUCAAGUGUCAGAAGAAGAUCUUGGCACGCUUGGGACUUCGUGAAGCAUUUUCCAUUUCAGAUGCAACACACUUUGUCGCAAAUAGUUUUUUCCGCACAAGGAAUAUGCUAGAAGCAUUAACUCUUGGCAAGCCAGUAGUUACAUCAAUGUGGCUUGAAAAUUGUGGACAAGCAGGCUGUUUUAUUGAUGAGAGGAAGUAUAUUCUGAGGGAUGCCAAAAAGGAAAAGGAGUUAGGUUUCAGCAUGCCUAUAUCACUAGCCUCAGCUUGCAAGCAUCCUCUUCUUCUGGGAAAAAGAGUCUUUGUAACAUUGAAUGUGAAGCCGAGUCAAGAAGUGGUGACUAGCUUGGUGAAAGCAUCAUCUGGGCAGGUUCCAUUAGAGAGGCUAGGAAGAUCCAUAACGAAUGAAAAUGAAGUACCUGAUGACCUACUGGUUAUCUCAUGUGAAGAAGACUACCAAACUUGCGCAUCGCUGCUUGAGAGAGGUGCCAGCGUUUUCAGCUCGGAGCUUGUACUAAAUGGUAUAAUUAUUCAGAAGCUGGAGUACGAGAGGCACCGCCUUUUCGCCGACCGUGUCAAACAAACCCGCUCGACGAGGUGGUUGAAAGACACAGUCCAUGGCCGGUUUGUACCUGUAUCCAAGUGUCCAUAGCCAAGGAACAGGACAGUGCAGAUGUUUUCUGUAGCUAAAUUAUGCUCCUGCUUCCCAACCUCUCUCCAGCUCAAGACCAGCCAAGGAACAGGACAGUGCAGAUGUUUUCUGUAGCUAAAUAUGCAGUGUAAACUAUGAUCAUGCUUCCCUUUGCAUCGCCAACACAUCUGCCUUGUGCCAUCAGUUGUAAUGUCUGUCAUUCGCAGAAUGACCACAGAAUGAGAAGUUGUUUAACUGUA
This is a messenger RNA of Phragmites australis (common reed), 4140 nucleotides long. RefSeq lists its product as uncharacterized. The coding region runs from base 257 to 3901 and encodes 1214 amino acids. NCBI's taxonomy places the organism in Eukaryota, Viridiplantae, Streptophyta, Magnoliopsida, Poales, Poaceae. The transcript is spliced from 8 exons. The record is from RefSeq and is a predicted model, not a curated record.